This is a messenger RNA of Macadamia integrifolia, 1308 nucleotides long. Its product is annotated as senescence-associated carboxylesterase 101-like. Gene Ontology annotation, biological process: defense response. NCBI's taxonomy places the organism in Eukaryota, Viridiplantae, Streptophyta, Magnoliopsida, Proteales, Proteaceae. The record is from RefSeq and is a predicted model, not a curated record. The transcript is spliced from 2 exons. Bases 134 to 1087 code for a protein of 317 amino acids. Gene Ontology annotation, molecular function: carboxylic ester hydrolase activity.
CUCAUCCACCGCUAACAACAACAGUUACAAGCCUUUUGGUACAUUCCUUAUUUGUUCACCAUCGGCCUGUGCUUGUUUCAACGACCCUGUUUCAGUCCUCUCUGUCUUGGUGGCUACUGGUGGGUAGCUUCAGAUGCCCAACCUAGAUUAUGGAAAGCUAUUGGAAGAUCUUACCAAUCAGAUGAUUGUCUCCAAGGGAGUUUCGCAACUAUGGGGGUCGAGAGGCGAUACGCUUCGAGCUGGAAUAAUACUUCAACUGGACGCAAUUGGAGUUGAAAGAACCCAGGAGAACAACGAAGAAGACACCUUGAUUACAGACAUGGAGAGCCGGGAAAGAAAAAAUCACCAUUGUCAUGUGACGCAAAUCUCCAAUACUGAAAAGAAACUGAAUGAAAUGAAGAUAAACAUGGCCCAACUUGAGUGGUACAAGAAAACCUGCUCGACUGGUAUGGGCUAUUAUGACUGCUUUAAGGGUAAGGCUGACCGAAGGAACAUACACAUUGUGAAGUAUAAGAUAGGCCUCACGAAAUACUGGGAAGUUGUCAAAGAAGCAGAAACGAAGCCCCAGAAACAAGGGAGUCCCUUGCCAAUGCGUCAGCUCAACGCAGGAACAAACUACAGGAGAAUGGUCGAACCUCUUGAUAUUGCCGAGCAUUACAAGAAAAAUAAUACAGAUUACCGCACAACAGGAAGGGCCAAGCAUUAUGAAUUGUUGGAGAAAUGGUUGGAGGAGCAGGAGAGAGCUGGAGGGAAUGAGAGUAACUCGGGGACAAGGGACAAGGCUGUUACUUUAACAUGGGAUUCUUGCUUCUGUGCAGAAGUGGAGAAUGCUUUGAUUUGGACCAAAUCAUUGAAAAAUGGAGAAGCUGUGGGGGAACCAGAAGAAGAACCAUGUAUAGAAAAACUGAAUAAAUUUGAGGAGUACGUGAUGGGCUUGAUUGAUGGAUUGGCCGUGUCUCCAGAGAUUUUCUUGAAGGAGAGUACCUUUAUGCAAUGGUGGAAAGUGUAUGAGACAAUUCCAGGGCGUAAUCGUAGUUCCCGGUUAGCAAACUUCAUGGAGAAUAAAUGUUACCAAAACUAUAUCUGAUUAUGUAGAAAGCAUUCCACUGUCUCCUAUAUUAUUACCCUUCUCUCCCCUUGCAGAACUUGUAUAGAAAAUUGAUAGCAGUAAAGUAUAUCUGAUUGUAUUUUGUUCAUUCAUCUCCCUCUCCUUCUCCCUUUCUGUGUGCAUAAAAAUGUAUCCUCCCUCUUCUUUUGUUUUAUAUUAUGCAACGAUCAACUAAGAUAAAAGUGGAGAUCAAAUUCAAG